Molecule: messenger RNA, 2729 nt
Organism: Ruditapes philippinarum (Manila clam)
Lineage: Eukaryota; Metazoa; Mollusca; Bivalvia; Venerida; Veneridae
Product: microfibril-associated glycoprotein 4-like
Exons: 2
Coding region: 359-1414 (351 amino acids)
Source: RefSeq, a predicted model, not a curated record
UCAGUGCUGAAUAGCGCGCGAGGAGAUUUCGCGGCUGUUGGCAUUCAUUACAUUACAUUACAUCCGGAACGCCGAUAAAGUAUGUAUCGGGCCUUAAGUAAAAGCAGCAUUAUCUGUUGUACAUUUUUUAUGCAAAUGCAUUUUAUUUUGCAUUCCAAUGUACAGAAAAUAGAUACGAGGCGAGUCGUUAUCCCUCAUUAAACAGCAACUGGGAAAAUGCAUGCAAGGGGAUAAAUAUCCAGUAACUAAUAACGACUGAUUGAUUAUUCAUGACAAUAUUUUGAUGUCAUGUUUGUUCUUCUCGGAGGCGUAGCAGCGCAUUCAGUUUUUAUAGUCGCUGUAAAAAGGCUACGAUAACAUGGAAAAGAAUUUACUUACGUGCAGAACAGACAUUGUUGGAUUUAUUUUUAUUUUCCUUGGGAUUAAUCAUUGUUAUUCAGAAGCAGAUACUUUGGAAAGGGAACGUUUUGCAUCUACAUUCAAAAUAGAAAAGGUAUCUCAUAUCCCUCAAACCGAUGCAACGGUGAUUCUACAUCAUGAAAAGUCAUUGGUAUCGUGCGUUUAUCAUUGUCAAAGUCUUAAACUGGCAUCGGCUUACUUUAAUGAGGAUAACUCCACAUGCUAUUGUAGUACUGAUGAUGACGUCAAUAUAGAUAAUUAUGAGAAUGUGGACGCAGACAUAACCCAUGGAAUAAGAACGGAAAUGAUGUCAAUAACUUACAUUCAAGAAGGCAGUCAAAAAGUAAAAAGAACACAUAAAUACCCAGAGCCCUUUGAUUGCCUUGCUCUUUACCAACAAGGCUAUACCGAGGACGGUGUCUAUGUUAUUAAACCAACCGGAAGUACUGCAACUGAUGUGUGGUGUGAUAUGACCAAUGGUGGAUGGACGGUUAUACAACGCCGGCAAGACGGAUCGGAAGAUUUCUACAGAAAUUGGGAGGAAUACAAACAAGGAUUUGGGAACAGGAGUGGCGAGUAUUGGCUCGGGCUUGAAAAUAUUCAUCAUUUGACAAGUAACGACAGUUCCCUGCACGUAUACAUGGAAACCUUCCCAAAUGACAAUAAGAAUCCGUUUUCUGCUUUUGCUGAAUAUUCCGCCUUUAAGAUUAAUGACGAGAGUGAUGAAUACAGAUUGACGGUUGGGGGAUAUAAUGGGUCGUGCGCCGAUUCCAUGUUGAAUCACAACAAUUGCCAAUUUACAACAAAAGACAAUGAUAAUGAUAGUAAUGGUGGAAAUUGUGCAGUGGCAUACAGUGGAGCUUGGUGGUACAAAGAUUGUCAUAACGUGAAUCUUAAUGGAUAUUACCUAAACGGGGCAAACCCUGAAUUUGGUCGGGGUAUUAUUUGGUACGGCUGCUGGGGUCAUUAUUACUCUCUCAAGAAAUCUGUAAUGAAGAUCAGGAGAAACAAUUAAAGCUUAAUCCAUUUUAUUUGAAUGAUUUAACUUGAUCAUUUAGUGAUUCGUAAAUAGAAAAAAACAGACUACAUGUGUUCCCAAAACACGCUCGUAUAACACCGCAAUAUAUUUAUCCAUAAAUGUACAUCAUUUUUUGAAUAUGUGUAAGCUCUACGUAAGUCUACAAGAAAAUAGUAAAACUCGUGACAAUCAAUAUAACAAACAACAUGAACAAAGGCAUAAGCAAAAAUUACUUCAUUGGAUCUCCUGAAAAAAAGCUUAAACACAAAUAGAGUGGAUUUCGUAAAAGUAAAAAAACUUGACCAUCAUGCUUGAACAAUUUCAUCAAUCCAGUAUGUGGUAUCCUCCGAAAUGAUGCCAUUUCGGUAUCCUCCGAAAUGUUCCCAUUGCGGUGUUCUCCGAAAUGUUCCCGUUACGGUAUCCUCCGAAAUGUUCCCAUUUGGAUAUUCUCCGAAAUGUUCCUAUUGCGGUAUCCUCCAAAAUAUCUCCUUUGUGAUACUAGUAUCCUCCGAAAUGUUCCCAUUGUGAUAUCCUCCGUAAUGUUCCCAUAAUAUGAACAGAAACCAGAGAUUGUUUCUCAUUUAUUGGAAAAGGGCUUCAGCUUUUUUCAUUUUUGUAAAAACAAUCUCUAAAAUUUCCAAUUUAGGAAGAAUAAGACUGGUGUAAGUUCAGGUUUUGGGGAAAACUGCAUGAUUUUAAAGAAAUCUUCAAUUGGGGAGAGGCCUUUUAUAUGCCUCAGUUAUGUAAGAUGAAAAAUCACUAGAAAGAGUUGCUAUUGACGGUGAAUCGUAAUAAGAAGAGGCAAGUUUUUGUGUUUUAGGGGUGUUGUUGGGUUUUAUAUGGCACCAACACAGUAAAGGUCAUAUGGCGGUUUUCCGGCUUUACUGGCGGUUGAAUAUUUCAGGUGCACCUCCAUGCUUGACUUAAGGCAAAAGCUGACAUUGCGUAAGUAUGCGCCCCAGAGUAAAACAGUAGAAACCACCAACAUUACAUAAGACACUCGGAUAGAUUCCUCACUUGAAAGAAUAUAAUGUCUCUGGUGAACAAUAUUUAUGACACGCUUAAUUGUGAUGAAUAAAUAAGUACGUCAGUACACUCUUAAGCAUACCGAUCUCCUCAUUCAUUCAAAUGUUCAUCAAAGUAUGAUAUUAGGUUCUGUAAUAUAUGAAUAUCUAAUAAACUGUAAAGAAUGUUGUUAUUCGUAUGACAAACAUUGUUGUAAGCUUUUAAUUAUAGAAACAAUGGGAUUGUAAAUUUAUUAAUGACAUUAUUUCGAUUCUGUACUCGAAUCGCGCUCGACCGUUCUGAAAAA